Molecule: messenger RNA, 2358 nt
Organism: Oncorhynchus keta (chum salmon)
Lineage: Eukaryota; Metazoa; Chordata; Actinopteri; Salmoniformes; Salmonidae
Product: integrator complex subunit 14
Biological process (GO): snRNA 3'-end processing
Cellular component (GO): integrator complex
Source: RefSeq, a predicted model, not a curated record
GUUUCAUUAUUAAACUCAUUCUGCUUUAGUGGAAACCACAUCACCGUCAUCAUGCCGACGGUGGUCCUGGUGGACACGUCUCUGUCCAUGACGCGGCCGGUCUCUCUGGACCAGUGUUCCGAGGAGUUGCAGAGGAAGAACCUAGCUGUGGCCGGACUCACCAUGCUGUUUGAGCACAUGGCUAACAACUACAGACUGGAAUUCACUUCUCUAGUGGCCUUCUCUUCCCUGUGGGAGCUACUGGUACCUUUCACCAGGGACUACAACACCCUACAGGAAGCCCUGAACAACCUGGAGGACUAUGACAAGACGUGUCUGGAGUCAGCUUUACAUGGAGUCAGCAACGUGGUGCAGCAGGAGUGGGGCCACGCCUGUCCCACACAGGUGGUGUUGGUAACAGACGGGUCUCUGGGGAUCGGUAAAGGCUCUCUGAGACACUCCCUACAGACUCUGAAAGGACGACCGGAGGAUAAGAAGUUCCCCUUGCCCUUCCCUUUCCCUGCCAAGCUGUUCAUCAUGUGCAUCGCUAACGCAGAGGAGUUACAGAUGACAGACACGAUGCAUAACCUGGAGCGGCUGCUCCAGCUGAACGGAGGAGACGGACAGAUCUUCACUAUGGAAGGACAGCUCUGUCUGAAGAGUGUCCAGUCCAUGUUCGGACGUCUGAUAGAUGAGGUCUACUCCCCGUUCCCUGCUGUACUGCGUUGUGGGAACCUGGCAUCCGAUGUCCAGGUGUUCCCCAGACCUGAGCCUGUGUUCCUGGAUGAAGAAAUCGACCCUAUGCCCCGACACAUCCUCACAGAUCUGGAGAUAGUUGGUUUCAUAGAGAUAGGAGACAUCUCCAGUCCUCCUGUCAUGUCCAGACACCUGGUCCUGCCUAUCGCUGUCAAUAAAGAGGUGGAUGACGUGGGUCCAGGAACCACAGAGGAGCCAGAGGAGGAGACAUCAGCCAACCAGCAGGCAGGGAAGGUCCCCAACUUCUGUGUCCUACUCCAUGGCAGUCUGAAGGUGGAGGGCAUGGUGGCGCUGGUGCAGCUGGGCCCAGAGUGGUAUGGUAUGCUGUACUCCCAGGCAGACAGCAAGAAGAAGUCUAAUCUGAUGAUGUCUCUGUUUGAGCCUGGACCUGAGCCUUUACCCUGGCUGGGCAAGGUGUCUCAGCUAGGACCUAUAUCAGAUGCAGCUGAGAACCCGUACGGGGAGGAUGACAGUAAGAGUCCUUUCCCACUGCAGCCUAAGAUCAAACGCAGCUACGCUCAGAACGUCACUGUCUGGAUCAAAGCUAGCGGACUGCAGACUGAUGUGCAGAAGAUCCUGAGGAACGCCAGGAAACUGCCAGAGAAGACUCAGACAUUCUACAAGGAGCUGAACCGUCUGCGGAAGGCAGCGCUGGCGUUUGGUUUCUGGGAGCUGCUGAAGGGCGUGGCAGAGCUGUUAGAGGAGUGUACCCUGCUGCCAGACACUGCUCACCCCGACGCAGCCUUCCAGCUAUCACACGCUGCCAAGCAGCUUAAACUGGCCUCCACAGGAGACUCCCAGUACGCUGCCUUCGACCAGAACAUCAACCCCAUGCACACCGACUUCUCUGGGGGAGGAGCUGGCAUGUAGAGGAAGGAAGACUGCUUCUGCCCGUUGUGUCCUCUCUAAUGCCCAGGAAGCCGAGUCCUCUCUAAUGUCCAGGAAGCCCCGAGUCCUAGUAGAUGUUGGCCUGUGUCCUCUCUAAUGCCCAGGAAGCUCAGAUUCAAGUAGAGAUGUUGGCCUGUGUCCUCUAAUGCCCAGGAAGCUCAGAUUCAAGUAGAGAUGUUGGCCUGUGUCCUCUAAUGCCCAGGAAGCUCCGAUUCAAGUAGAGAUGUUGGCCUGUGUCCUCUCUCACGCCCAGGAAGCUCCCAAUACAGCUUUGUAAGUGUUAGUUGCUCAGUGAAACUCCAUAUUUGGUGAGUAACUAUCUUAAUUUACUCCCGUUACAGCCAGUAUGUCAUUUCAGAAAAUAUCGAAAAACCCCUUUGGCACCUCCAAUGAGGCUUUUCCCCCCCUCGAUUCCUUGUACAUUUGUAUUUAGACCUAAUAAUGAAUGAAAUAAUGUAUUUUGACAAUUUGAAUCUGAGCUUCCUGGGUUGUUAGAGAGGAGCCCCGUCAUGCUCAACAUCUCUAAAUCCUAUAGGCUCUGGUCUAAAGUAGUGCACUAUAUAGGGAAUAGGGAAUAGGGCUCUGGUCUAAAUUAGUGCACUAUAUAGGGAAUAGGGUGCUGUUUCAGACUACUAGAAUGGCACACCAACUGUUUAAAGUUAAGGCUUCACAUGUGUUUUUGACCAUAUCGUUUUUAUAACUUUCCUAAUGAAUAAAUGAAAAAAAAAAAAGGUU